AUGGGUAUCAUCUUCUACCUCCUGCACCCGAACCAGCUCCGCUCCAUCAUCCAAUGGAAGGUCUGGCACGACCCCGUUCACCGUCGCGACCCCUCCAAGGAGGACCCUACUCUGACGGCAUGCUUCGAACACCUCAACAAGACGAGCCGUAGCUUCUCCGCCGUCAUCCAGGAGCUCAACCCCGAGCUGCUGGUCCCCGUCUGCCUAUUUUACCUCGUCCUGCGUGGCCUCGACACCAUCGAAGAUGACAUGACGCUCGACAUCAAGGAGAAAGAGCCGCUCCUGCGCCACUUCGACCAGUACAUGGAGACGGAUGGCUGGACGUUCACCAAGAACGGCCCCAACGAGAAGGACCGCAACCUGUUGGUGCACUUUGACGAUGUCGUUACCGAGCUGAAGAAGAUCAAGAAGCCCUACUACGACGUCAUCAAGGACAUCACCAUCAAGAUGGGCAACGGCAUGGCCGACUACGCCAACAACGCCGCCUUCAACGAACACGGCGUCGCUACCGUCAAGGAAUACGAGCUGUACUGCCACUACGUUGCCGGCCUCGUCGGUGACGGCCUGACGCGUCUCUUUGUCGAGGGCAACAUGGCCAACCCCAAGCUCCUCGAGCGCCCCGAGCUCACCGAGUCCAUGGGCCAGUUCCUGCAAAAGACCAACAUCAUCCGCGACGUCCACGAGGACUACCUCGACAAGCGCCGCUUCUGGCCCAAGGACAUCUGGAGCAAGCACGUCGACACCUGGGACGACCUCUUCAAGCCCGAGCACCAGCGCCAGGCCCUCGAGUGCAGCUCCGAGAUGGUCCUCAACGCCCUCAAGCACGCCGAGGAGUGCCUGUUCUACAUGGCUGGCAUCAAGGACCAGAGCGUCUUCAACUUCGUUGCCAUCCCCCAGAGCAUGGCCAUUGCCACGCUCGAGCUCGUCUUCCGCAACCCCGCCAUCUUCAACAGCCACAUCAAGAUCACAAAGGGCGAUGCAUGCCAGCUCAUGAGCGAGUCAACACAGAACCUCUUUGUUGUGUGUGAGGUUUUCAGGAGAUAUAUCCGCCGGAUUCACAAGAAGAACGACCCGCGUGACCCCAACUUUGUGCAAAUUAGCGUGCAGUGUGGCAAGAUUGAGCAGUUCAUCGACUCUCUGUUCCCGAGACAGGACCCCAAGAAGCUCGGAGAAACGGCGAAACAGAAAGAGCGGGGCCAGCCGGGCAUGGACCCAGGCGAAGCCUUCAUAUUGGGCGGCAUGGUCCUGCUGACCCUCUUUUUCGUCUCUGCUCUUAUGAUUGGCACGGCCUGGUUCUUUGGUGCGCGCUUUGACUCGCUCUGGAAGACGGAGAGCGUCUACUGGCCCGGCACGGAGCCCGGCUCGGCGCGGCCCAUCGACCACAAGGAGCUGUAA
Molecule: messenger RNA, 1395 nt
Organism: Colletotrichum spaethianum
Lineage: Eukaryota; Fungi; Ascomycota; Sordariomycetes; Glomerellales; Glomerellaceae
Product: putative sterigmatocystin biosynthesis monooxygenase stcW
Exons: 4
Coding region: 1-1395 (464 amino acids)
Biological process (GO): ergosterol biosynthetic process; farnesyl diphosphate metabolic process
Cellular component (GO): endoplasmic reticulum membrane
Molecular function (GO): squalene synthase [NAD(P)H] activity
Source: RefSeq, a predicted model, not a curated record